AUGUCUGGUGCAAUGAUUUCGGCAUCCUCAAAGUCGCCCUCAAUAGAGUCGCUCGGAAAGCCUGUAGCUGCAAUCAUAGAUAGCUUCUUAAAAUCUAGAAUCCAUGCAUUGACAAAUUCCAAGGACUUUCCAGGCAUGCAGCCUGUUUCUCUUGAUCGAGAGAACGUCGGUCAGCUUCUGUGUGCAGAUUAUCACGUUUGCGAAAAAAGUGACGGAGUCAGGGUGCUGGGAUUGAUGGUUCAAAAAUCUGCGUCGCUCAAUACACCUUCUACCCCCUCUUUCUUUAUCACAGAUAGGAAGUACGAGUUUAGGGAGGUUGAAGGGAUGGCUUUUCCAAACACAGACGCUGGAGACUCGUUCCACAACGAGACUAUUGUUGAU
This is a messenger RNA of Mitosporidium daphniae, 381 nucleotides long. Its product is annotated as subunit alpha of mRNA-capping enzyme. Gene Ontology annotation, molecular function: ATP binding; mRNA guanylyltransferase activity. Lineage: Eukaryota; Fungi; Microsporidia. The transcript has a single exon. Gene Ontology annotation, biological process: 7-methylguanosine mRNA capping. The annotation marks the transcript as partial. The record is from RefSeq and is a predicted model, not a curated record.